UACCAAUCUUGUAUUUAAUAGUAUUCCUGUUCGUGGUCCCAACCAGUUCGAAACCCCAUCAAGUCCAUCACCAACUCGACAUCAUUCACUGCAGAGUAUUCAACAUGGCUGGUACUCUACCAGAGCGUGCAAUCCGAGUGCUAGGCGAUCCUUGGCACCACCUACCGCCAUCCUACCGAACGCCAGCCAUCCUCACGUCUUGCGCGGCCCUUGUGAUAAUCACGCCGUUCGCCUGGAGAAAGCUUACAUACAAACCAGAGUUGCCCCCUCGGACCCCAAAAGACUACCAAUAUCGACUGCACACCAUAGCCCAAGAGGGAUCCGCCUCCUUCACGCUCCCUGAUGACAGGAAGAUUGGGUACGCACAAUACGGGAAUCCCAAUGGGAAGCCGAUCAUAUCUCUACACGGAAUCCUCGGCUCAAGGCUUGAGAGCGCCCUCCUCGAUGCGGACGCUAAAGCUCUCGGAGCAAGGAUCAUCGCCAUCGAGCGGCCGGGCAUCGGCUUGAGCUCGCCAGACCCGAGGCCACUCAAGGAGAGGAGAGUGCUUGAUCACGCCCAUGACGUCGAAGCUCUCGCAGAAUAUCUCCAGCUGGACGAUUACGCUGUGCUCGGAACCUCCGGAGGGGGCCCCUACGCCCUGGCCUGUGCCCACUCCCUGCCGUCGUCUGCCUCCAAGCCGAGCCUUCGUGCCGUUGCAAUAGUGACGGGUCAGGGCCUUCCGGAUAUGAGCCAGGCGUGGCCGGCGCCCGUGGUAUUCCUGAACAAGCACUUGGAUCUCCGCUGGGCCAUGAGGUGGAUUUUCGCCCGUUCCCCCGCAUGGCAGCCGCAUCUUUCGGAUGAGGAGAAAAUGGAAGCCUUGCGACAGAGUUUUGACCUCAAGAAAGCCCAUCCGGCGGACGCCGGGACAGCCAGACGAGAGGACUACCCGGACAUGGUGCGGCUGUUUCUCUGCUCCGCGCGUGAGGCUGUGGCUCAAGGCUGGGACGGCUUCCUGGACGAGACGCAGGUUUUAUCCAAAGAGCCUGGGUUCCGCGUGGAGGACACGCGUGCAGACUUGCCGGUGCAGAUUUGGUGCGGGACAGAUGACACCAACGUGUCGCCCAAGGUCGGCGAGGAGAUUGUCCAGAGGCUUAGGGCUGGUGGUAACUCGAAGGCGGAGCUGCACAUGAUGGCAGGUGAGACGCAUGGAAGUACGCAGGUAAAAUACCGAAGAGAGGUCUUGAAAGAUCUGCUGAGAGCUAUGGAGUCCUAGACUGGGGCAGUGAGAUGAAGAAACGUCUCCCCUCUUUCUGUAUAUUGUAAUGAUCUCAAUACUGGCUGCUACGAGCUGUGUGAUAUGCAACUACUCCUCUAAUUGUUGGAUGUCUGUCAGGCUACAUGGAAUCGAG
This is a messenger RNA of Diaporthe batatas, 1389 nucleotides long. RefSeq lists its product as uncharacterized. The transcript has a single exon. Lineage: Eukaryota; Fungi; Ascomycota; Sordariomycetes; Diaporthales; Diaporthaceae. The coding region runs from base 105 to 1253 and encodes 382 amino acids. The record is from RefSeq and is a predicted model, not a curated record.